AUGUUACUCCCAUCAGCGAUAGGUUGCGACUCCUCUCUCCAAACGCCAAAGACUAGAUACCAAUCCGCACUCUUCGCAUCACCACCGCUCUCACCACCGCUAUCCUCCUCUCGCCCUACAACAAUCAACAACAUCUACUCAACAUGCCGCGCCCUACAGUCCAUGCUCUCGCCUCCAAAUCAACUUCCCUCUCCACCAACCACACACGCAGAUCCUCCUUCCUUACCAUUCAAGCUAAGACUGCGUGAGCGCAAAGGCGCCGAGGACUCGACAGCCGGGUUCACACCCAGGAAGAAGAUCGCGAAGCGCACGAUCACUGCUCCACCGCGCGGUAUCAACAAGAGGAGGAGAUCUCAGGACGACGAGAUGUCUCGUCAUGAUGUCGAUGAGGAGGAGAGUGAGGAGGAUGAACUGCCCAUGGACCCGACAAACCGACCCAGUACACCUAAACGGAUGCGCUUCGCGCCAGAAAUCAUACCUCUUGGCCUCGAGCGCUCUGAUUUCCACGACUUGCGUUUAGCGGAAGUUGAAGCCCAGAGCCAAGGCGAGACUGUACUUCAAAGUAUAGAAGGAUCCGGAUUCAAGAGCGAAUGGUCGACAGAAGAAGAUCGCCUACUUGUUGAGCUUGUUCUUGAGAAGCUGAAGUUGACCAAGAGCGAUUGGCAGGAUUGCGCGCGGAGUCUGGGAAAGGAUAGGGGAAGCGUGGGGAGGAGGUGGAAGAGUUUGAUGGGUGCUGGGGAUGUUGGACUGAAGCAUAGGCCGAGGAGGGCGGGGAUUCACGGAACGUGGAGAUGA
This is a messenger RNA of Cadophora gregata, 795 nucleotides long. RefSeq lists its product as uncharacterized. The coding region runs from base 1 to 795 and encodes 264 amino acids. Lineage: Eukaryota; Fungi; Ascomycota; Leotiomycetes; Helotiales; Ploettnerulaceae. The transcript has a single exon. The record is from RefSeq and is a predicted model, not a curated record.